This is a messenger RNA of Chara braunii, 2121 nucleotides long. Lineage: Eukaryota; Viridiplantae; Streptophyta; Charophyceae; Charales; Characeae. The record is from the annotation of a GenBank genome assembly.
UCAGCUUGAGGAGCUCCUUCGACUGGGUUUCAUUAAACCCAGUAACUCCCCUUGGGGUGCACCUGUCCUCUUUGCUCGCACUCGCAAAGCGGACGGAACUCUCCACCUCUGCAUCGACUACCGCGGCCUUAACCGUUACACGGUUAAGGACAACUAUCCCAUGCCCCGCGCAGAUGAGCUAUUUGACCGUCUAGCAGGCAACCGCUUCUUCACGAAGAUCGAUCUUCGUAGCGGUUAUCACCAGAUCCACGUUGUUGCAGAGGAUCGACCGAAGAUCGCCUUCCAGUCGCGCUUCGACCACUACGAGUUCACGGUGAUGCCAUUCGGCCUCACCAAUGCACCCGCCACCUUCCACACGGCGAUGAACGACAUCUUCAAGGACAUCCUCGAAGAAUACGUUCUCAUAUACCUGGACGACAUCUUGGUCUACAGUCGUACCUUAGAAGACCAUAUCAGACACCUUCGUGAUGUCCUACAACGCUUACGCAAGCAUGACUUCUAUGCCAAGCUUAGUAAGUGCCACUUUGCCCAACGCAAAGUGGACUUCCUAGGACACCAUGUGUCUGACCAGGGUCUCCACAUGAACGACGCGAAGAUCACUGCUAUCGCAGAGUGGCCCGUCCCCACAUCUGCCAAGCAGCUUCGCAGUUUCCUAGGCCUCAACAACUACUAUAGUAAUUUUAUCCAGGGAUACGCUGGGUAUUCCUACGUCCUUACCUCCACCCUCCUCCGGAAGAACCCGUCGUGGUUUUGGACACCCCUCUGCGAGGACGCCUUCCGCGCCCUCAAGAAGGCGGUGACUGGUGCGUCGAUUCUUCGCCUCCCAGAUUUUGAUCGCCCCUUCAUCGUCACCACUGAUGCGUCAGAUUUUGCAGUAAGAGCAGUACUUUCUCAGGUGUUUCCCUCUCCUCCUGAUUCACCUUAUCCCCAUGUUCCUCCUUUCCCCCCCCCUCCUGCUGACACUGCUUCUCGACUGAUGCCUAUUCUCCCACCACUUCCCUCCGUUGACAGUCCUCCCAUUACUUACUCCCCGACCAUCGCGGAGGAUGGGACUGUUGAGGCUCGUGCUGGGGAUUGCCUGAUCGCCUUCUACUCCCGUCAGCUACUGCCUGCCGAGAUAAACUACACUGCCGAUGAACAUGAGUUCAGUUUCACCACUCARCCCAUCAAGGGUGAAACGAACCGCGUCGCCGAUGCCUUGUCCCACCGUCCUGAUCACAAUCAGGAACCCAUCCAUCUUGCUGCCAUCUCCAUCACCACUGUUAAUCAGUCGGUGAUCGACGCAUAUCGCACCCAGUACCGUCACUGCCCGGAUUAUCGCGUCAUCCACGCGACACUGCAGAGUGGCAAGAUCGUUCCCUCAUACUCCCUGGGUGAGAACGGUCUCGAGUACUGGCAUGGCAGAUCUGGUCAGCUGGAACCACGUAUCUGCGUUCCCUCCACCGGACAGUUCCGUGUCCAGGUUGUAGCAGAGUUCCAAGACCAGGCAGUUGCCGGUCAUAUGGGCUUCCACAAGCCGUUGGCUCGUGUUUGCCGCCUAUACGUCCGACCGAAAUCCAAGGACUUCGUCAAACCCUACAUCCAGGAGUGUCCUACCUAUCAGGGGGUGAACAGUGCGAACCAUCUCCCGUAUGGGUUACUUCAGCCCUUACCCAUACCCGAGGGUCGUUGGCAGUCCAUCUCGAUGGAUUUCAUUGGUCCCCUCCGCCCACCCACCGAGCGCGGUCAUGAUGCUAUCUUGGUCGUCGUCGAUCGCUUCACGAAGCGUGCACAUUUUGUCCCGUGCCGCUAUCGCAUUAGCGCCCGUGAGGUCGCCGACAUCGUCUUCGACCGAGUCGUGAGAGAUCACGGCUUACCUCAGAGCAUCAUCUCCAACCGUGACCCGCGCUUUACCAGCACAUUCUGGCGACGCCUACACGAGAUGUACGGCAACUCCGCUUCUCAUCGUCUUACCACCCUCAGACGGAUGGUCAGACUGAGGUCACCAAUAAAACUCUCGGUAAUUUCCUCCGAAAGUUUGUUAAGGAUGACCAGCAGUGGGACUUACACUUAGCCCACGCGGAGAUUGCGUACAACCACGUUGUUUUGCCAGCAACGAGGAUGUCGCCAUUCUAUUGCGAC